Messenger RNA from Bactrocera neohumeralis, 2609 nucleotides. RefSeq lists its product as uncharacterized. Gene Ontology annotation, molecular function: zinc ion binding. The transcript is spliced from 2 exons. Lineage: Eukaryota; Metazoa; Arthropoda; Insecta; Diptera; Tephritidae. Gene Ontology annotation, cellular component: nucleus. The coding region runs from base 152 to 2119 and encodes 655 amino acids. The record is from RefSeq and is a predicted model, not a curated record.
GCUUGUUUACCAAAGAUUUUUGCACAACCUCCGGUGUAUUUGUGUUCCAGUAUUGUAGCUUUUUUGUCUUAAAUUUGCAAAUGUUGUAGUCCCGGCUGCCAAAGUAAUAGCACCAAUCAAUACUAUAUUUUAAGUAUUUUUGUGUGAAAAAAUGUCCAGUUGGAAUAAUAUAUGUCGUGUUUGUACCAGUCCUGCCGAAUAUGAGUUUUUCGGUAAAAUACCAGCAUAUCUACAUGCCAGCUCAAAUGAUUUUUUGCAUUGGCAAAAACCAAUUAAUGUACUGCUUGAGGAAACAACGGGACUUAAGUGUGCCGAAAAUGAUGGUUUACCCAAUAAGAUAUGUGCACUUUGCAUUUCUUACUUAAAACAUGCAGUAUUUUUUCGUGAACAAUGUAUUACUAAUAGUUUGAGCUUGAAAGCUAUAGAUUUAUUACGCCAAAAACGGCAAAAAUGCAAGCAAAAUGUGGAUAAAGACAAUCUGCUGAUUACAGCACAAGAGCUGAAUUAUACAAAUGAGCAUCAAAUAGAUACCAAUCUACUAAAUAAUACUUGUUCACAAGAUCAAGACAAAGUAUUUAAACAGCUUCUAAAUAAUACUGUACAAACGAAGGCGCCCAGCCCACAAAAUAUCGAACAACAAUUGCGUUACCUAAAUUUAUUAUUUAACAAGGACCCAAAUGCCGGUCUGCAUAUUUAUAAACGCAAAAAUGACGGAAAUAAAUUAGAAAAUGCCGAGGGUGGUGGCGAGUAUCCAUUUGUUGAAGAAGAUUCCGAUACGGAAACUUCUAGUGUGGAAAACGAGGCAGCCGCUAUUCAACAGAACAUAUUUUCAUACAGCGAAACGAAUUUCCAAGAGGACGAUAUUAUAAAUUUAGAUGAGCUUGGCGAUGCUAUUACUAUCAACAUACCAGAAAGCUGUAAGGAACGCAAAUGUCGUGCAUGUUUCCGACGUUUUAUGUUUGAAGAUUCGCAUAAUGAACACAUUAGCACAUGUAUCGAAUACAAAUUUCUUACAUAUAUCGAGGAAUUGAAUAAGCUACUGUACAUGCGACGAAAUAAGGUAGUGUCGCCGCAUGAAUUCGUGCGUCGCAUGAUUUUCGCUUUACGCAAGAUAUGCGAAUGGUUAAAACAAGCUAACUGUGCUGACAUUUUAUUGCCAGACUUGGCUACAAACGGAAAUGGAGCCGAGGAAAAAAGUAAAAAGCCAUUGGAGAGAGAAUAUAAAAACUGUGCGGUUGCUGCAUGCGAACAAAAAAGUUCAAAUGUUAAACUUUCUGCCAACGAGCAAUUGCUUAAAUUCUUUGAAUUGCCAAAACAGCAAGAAGAAACAACGAUGACUGAUUUACCAAAAACAUCACUUUCGAACACACUCGAAAAAACUACUAAACAAACUGAGUUUGUUAACGAAAAUGGCGUAGGUAAUACACAGAAGCCAUUACUUAGAGCAACUCCGACGCCUAUAACACCAAGCAAUAAUAUUUUGUAUAAAAUAGAACGUUCUCAAAGCAGAGGAUCAAGCGCACUAGUCAAUAUUGAUCACGAAACGAAAUCUAUAAUUAGGCCUAUCGCAGUUAUGACUGCCGAGAAAAACAUAACAACGCCCACAACAGCUGCAGAUAAUAGAACGUUUAACAGUGGUGCUAGCAACGCUGGAGGCGUUGACAUACCAAGGGAUACCGCGGAAAGAUUAACAUUCCUGCAAAAGUUACGUCGUGCAGCCAAUCAAACACCAACUUCUUCAAAUUCCAAACCCACUCCAGCUACACCAUUGAUUAAUGUGCGCAAAGAUUUGACAAGUACAGCUUUAGGUGCAGGCAACGAACAACAGACAGCUUCACCUGCUACUGCUACAGCUACGCCAAAAACCAUUCCUAUUAGUGCAUUACACAUGAAUCUCAGUUUUAGUGCUCGUUGCAAUCCAUGCAAUAUACUUUUUGAAACAUUAGCUGCACUUGAGGUACACAAUGCAAUGUAUCACAAUCAUAUGCCAUUAAAGCUAAUAAGAAGUACAACGAACACUCAACCCGAAGAUCCAGAAAGAGAGGCAGAACGUAAGCGUAUUAUCGCACUAUUCGAAAAUGAUGAUAGCGACGAAGAGUUGGAAACUGGCGGAGCUUAAUGUCAUACAAUUUAUCAUAUAUAUUUAUUUAUAUUUUUAAAAACUUGACAACUUAUUCUUAAGUCAUAAUUAUGGAAACAUGCUAACUGUUUAGGUCACCAAAUUAUUGUUCUUUAACAUUAACAAAUAUCGCUUGCGAUAUGCUUUAUUUGUAUGCGUAGCAUAUUUUUUUAAAUUAUUUAUGAUAAUUUCAUAUAAACCAAUACUUUUUGUUCAUUUAUAAGAGUACAUCAACAGUGAAGGUAUCUUCAUUUGUAUAACUUUGUGAUUUAAAGUCUGAGGGAGUUUUCAUCCAGAAUUACUUUUUAUUAUGACGAACAACAAUUUUUUCCAUUUUUUUAUUUGUGAUUAUGUUGUAAACUGUUUGUAUAUGUUGUCACUUUGAAUCAAUAAAAUUAUUGUAAUAAAAUUGUAUUGUACCAUAAUAUUCGCCACAUAAUUUUUUAAAUAUAUUGACUCCAAAACCUUGUCUGGGGUCUGCAAAGGCAAA